This is a messenger RNA of Spizellomyces punctatus DAOM BR117, 1012 nucleotides long. RefSeq lists its product as uncharacterized. The record is from RefSeq and is a predicted model, not a curated record. The transcript is spliced from 3 exons. Lineage: Eukaryota; Fungi; Chytridiomycota; Chytridiomycetes; Spizellomycetales; Spizellomycetaceae. Bases 443 to 898 code for a protein of 151 amino acids. Gene Ontology annotation, biological process: sterol transport. Gene Ontology annotation, molecular function: sterol binding.
UCACUGUGUCGUCGCAGGUAACAAAAUGAGCCUGAACGGGCGCAUUGCGCUGGGAGCAAAAUGAUGGUUGUGCGUCUGGCUCCAUGCAACCUACUCUUCCCGUUUCGUCCGUGUGGGACGUACAUCUGGUCAUGAAGUACCUACACGUUGGCGAAGCGCGCGCAGAGCAACGUUCGUUACUUGUAAUAUGUCACACGUGUUGAACGCAUCGAGUUGCACGACGACGUUUUCUAUACGACUUCCUUGAUCAUGGUGUUAAUGACAGUACUUUUGAGGGAAAUAGGCAUAGGCUGGUGAAACCAGAAGCCCCAGGCUUAACGAAAGGACGUCUUGGCAAAAAUGGCUGGGCGGACUGCUAUAAAAAGGGAGCCAUUCUCCUUCCUUCCUCUCGAUAACCUGCACGCAGAACUUUGUAAACCUCAUCUGAUUCAACCCACCCACUAUGCACGCCCAGUCCAUCCUAGCCCUUGUGCUCAGCGCCCUCGUUCCUUACACACUUGCAGCCCCCACGAAUGGGCUUACGGUGUGCCCCAACACGGCCGGAUCUCUCACUGUUGACUCUUUGUCUGUUACCCCCCAGCCAUUGAUCGCUGGGAAAAAUGUGACCAUCACUGCUAGUGGAACUGUUGGCGAAGUCAUUACAGACGGUGCCAAGGCCGUGCUUACACUCAGUCUGGGUAUUAUCCCCGUUCGUCGUGAGGAAAUCAAUAUUUGUGAGAGCUCGGCGGAGGCUGGCCUUCCCUGCCCGAUCCCCGUGGGACCAAACAAGAUUAGCUUUAUCCGCACUGUUCCCGAUGCGGUUCCCGCGGGCACCUUCCAAAUGCGAGUCGAUGCCACCAAUGCGGACGGCAAGCGGAUUGUUUGCUUCAACGGCCCGCUUACGGUUGCCAAGGCCUAAAUUCAACACCCGAGAAGUCAGAAUAAAUAGCGCACUUGUAUGAUGUCGUAGUCAUAGAGCUUACUUAGACUUACAAAUGAUCAUUCUCGAAAUAUGACUUUGCUAGAAACGGGA